Molecule: messenger RNA, 905 nt
Organism: Mytilus trossulus (common blue mussel)
Lineage: Eukaryota; Metazoa; Mollusca; Bivalvia; Mytilida; Mytilidae
Product: protein CMSS1-like
Exons: 7
Coding region: 59-886 (275 amino acids)
Cellular component (GO): 90S preribosome; nucleus
Source: RefSeq, a predicted model, not a curated record
GACGAGUGGUGGGAAAAACAAAAUAAUGAAGUCCCUGGUAAAUUACUAGUCUAUCUAAAUGUUUGUAACAGUCAGAGAAAAAAAUCGAAAGACCCGUAUUUUUUACGAUAAUUUGUUUUGGAAAAGGAAACAUUCAGGUUCAGAAUCCAAUGAUGAAGAGGUAGAGAAUGACAAAGAAGACAGCAAACAAAACAAAAGAAAGAUAACUCCUACUGAAACAGAUAAAGAUGAGGAUCCUCCCAAGAAAAAGAAGAAAAAGAAACGAAAGAGAAUUACAGAAGAAUUAAAGGAAGGAAGUUCAAAAAGAGGCUCAGCCCAACAGCUGGUAGAGGUCAUAGGGAAACAUUUUGAUGGGAAAUUAUCAGCUGUAGAACAGGAUGAGAUGAAACUUGAUACUGGUGAUGAUUUCUAUGGUAGUAGUGAGGAAGACCACACACCAACAUCCUAUUUUAGGUCAAUUUUACCAAAGUGGAAUAAACUACUGAAGACAGAACUAAAGCCAGGAUCUCCUCUGGUUCUUGUUCUAUGUUCCUCAGCAAUCAGAGCAGUAGAAUUAAACAGAGAAUUGCAAGAUUUUAAAACAGAAAGUUGUAAAUGUGCCAAAUUAUUUGCAAAACAUUUUAAGUUAGAAGAACAGCAAAAGUUCCUAGAGAAAAGAGUUUGUCAUGUAGGCAUUGGUACACCCAACAGAAUCUUGGCUUUGUUAAAAUUAAAAGCACUACAUCCUGAUGUAAUAAAGGCAGUUGUAUUGGAUUUUAACUGGAGAGAUGUCAAGUCAAAGAGAAUUAUAGACAUUCCCGAUGUGAAAGGAGAUCUCUUGAAUCUAAUGAAAGACUAUCUUAUUCCUCAUAUAAACAGUUCUAAAUGUAAAAUUGGAAUAUUAUGAUAUAAAAAGAUCAGUUUUA